AUGAAUAUGAUCAGAGCUACAGGCCUUAUUCCCACGAGGAAGAAGUGGAAAGGGAUGCAACUUUCAGCUCCUGUGAGCAGCUACAAAAUACAGUUCAAUGACAUAACCAUUUUUAUUGUUGAGAAGAAGAUGGGAAUGAGCAGAAGGACAUUCCUGAUGGAUUUAGCAAGAAGAAAAGGCUUCAGGGUGGAAAAUGAGCUAAGUGAUUCUGUCACACACAUUGUGACUGAGAAUAAUUCUUGCACCGAGAUCUUGAAAUGGCUACAAGCACAGAAGGUGGAGGACAGUGCGAGAUUCAGGAUCCUGGACAUCUCAUGGUUGACAGCCUGCCUGGAGGCGGGAAGGCCGGUGGAUUCAGAGAAAUAUCGGCUUGUAAGUAAAAUGGACUCAGUUGAAAGCAACAGUCCUUAUCCCCCCGAACUACCAGUCCUUGGUACGGAUAGUGUCUCCCAAUAUGCCUGUCAAAGGAGGACAACUUUAAAUAAUUACAACAAAAAAUUCACGGAUGCGUUUGAAGUACUGGCUGAAAACUACGAGUUCAGAGAAGAUGAAGGGCAUUGCCUUGCAUUUAGGAGAGCUGCUUCUGUGUUGAAAUUUCUUCCUUUUGCUGUAGUUAGAGUAAGUGACGUUGAAGGAUUGCCUUGGAUGGGAGAACAAGUCAAAGGGAUCAUGGAGGAUAUAAUAGAAGAUGGGGAGAGUCCUCGAGUGAAUGCUGUGUUAAACAGUGAAAACUAUAGAUCAAUAAAACUCUUCACUUCUGUUUUUGGAGUGGGACUGAAGACAUCUGAGAAGUGGUACAGGAUGGGUUUCCGGACACUGGAAGAAGUAAAAUGCGACAAGAACUUAAAACUGACAAGAAUGCAAAGAGCAGGAUUACUACACUAUGAAGACCUUGUUAGCUGUGUAUCUAAGGCAGAGGCAGAUGCAGCAAGCCUAAUUGUUAAGGAAUCUGUGCAGAGAUUUUCCCCCAGCGCUUUGGUAACUUUGACUGGUGGUUUCAGAAGGGGCAAGAAGGCUGGACAUGAUGUAGACUUUUUGAUCACAGUUCCAGGAUCAAGUCAGGAGGAUGAAUUGUUACACCUAGUGAUUGACUUUUGGAAAAAGCAGGGAUUGGUCUUAUACUAUGAUCUCAUCGAAUCUACAUUUGAGAAGAAAAAGCUGCCGAGCAAAAAAGUUGAUGGCUUAGAUAAUUUUCAGAAGUGCUUUUUAAUUUUAAAAUUACCCAAGGGAAAAGUGGACUUUGGCAACUCUGUUAUAUCAGUUGCUUCUGCUGAGGAAGGAAAGAAGGACUGGAAAGCAAUUCGUGUGGAUCUCGUUGUAAGCCCCUUUGAUCAAUAUGCAUUUGCACUCUUAGGAUGGAGUGGAUCUCGGCAAUUUGAACGUGACCUGCGGAGAUAUGCUACCCACGAAAAGAAAAUGAUGCUGGAUAACCACGCAUUAUAUGAUAAAACCAAGAAACUUUUCCUGAAAGCUGCAAGUGAGGAAGAAAUUUUUGCACAUCUUGGUUUGGAUUACAUUGAACCAUGGGAAAGAAAUGCAUAG
Messenger RNA from Zootoca vivipara (common lizard), 1542 nucleotides. The record is from RefSeq and is a predicted model, not a curated record. Lineage: Eukaryota; Metazoa; Chordata; Lepidosauria; Squamata; Lacertidae.